AGUGUGUGAGGAAGGAGGGACAGGGUAUGGAACUAUACUGAUGUUGACCUUUUGCCGUAAUAAAGUCUUAGUGGUUAAACUAUAGGCGUAAAACAACUCCACUCCACCCUGGAGGAAAGCAACACAACAAAGAAAAAAGAAGAAAACAAGUAACUAGCAUAUAUAUUUAUAGAUUUAUCAAAUGCAGCCCCCAAUUUAUGAGGAAUUAUAUAUGUAAUGCAGCUUGUUUGUUUGUGUUUUUUACGCCGUGCCAGCAACUAGGUCAAAUGUAAUGCAGCGAUUCCUAUAAACAAGAACUUCAAAUAAGUAGAUAAGAGAGAUGCUUAAUAUUUCUAUUGUUGGGUCUUUUGUGUUGAUGGUUGUUUUUGUUUUUGUUUUUUCUUGUUUGAUGUUGUUUUUUUCUGGGUGGGAUGAUCGAGUUGCUGUUUUUGUUUGCUGGUCCUUUAAUUCGUCAACACUUGAAGAAAAGCGGAUGAUGACCGUGACACUGUCCAUAAACACAAAACAGAAUUGUUUAAAUAAGUUUAACGAAAUGUCCGAAGUCUUGCUACCGAUUUUUUUUUAAGAAUCUCUAAUCUUAAUUACGCAUUCGCCGUCCGCCACACGUUUUCGUUGUUAACCUUUAACCUUUGACCAGGUAACUACUGGAACUCUUCAAAUUUUUUUAUCACGAAAUAGUCCCUCAUAAAACUAUUACAGAUAACUGGGCAAGCAUACAGACUAUAUCCUGGCACCAUUAUAAAGGCUGACUCAGUUUAUAUUUUUACGGAUAUCUGUUGUUUGAAUGAAAUAGAGAGAGCACUGAGUGAUUUUACGACGGAAUACAUGCCCCACGGAAUAUUCAUGCGCCAUUGACACGCGCUAGUUCUAAAGCACCGUCUGUCGUUGUUCCCCAUCACACAUUAUGAUGCUAUACUAAGUGCAGCUACAAUGGUGGGCCUUCUCAAAUUUGUCAGAUUUUCAAGGCACCUCCUAAAGGAGGCUUCACCUAUUCUGUCAAAAAGGCCACAGAUUCAGCUAUGCCAAGACCGGAGUUUCCGUGUUAUAUAUGGCGACAUUGAUCGUCUUCCAAUUAAAGUGCGCCACUAUGUGGAGGAACAUGCAAGAUUGUGUAAACCUGACACGGUGCACAUCUGUGAUGGCACAGAGCGUGAAAAUGAGUUACUCUUGUAUAUGCUUCAGAAGGAUGGCAUUCUCAGAAGGUUACCAAAGUAUGAAAAUUGCUGGAUAGCUCAGACUGACCCUGCUGAUGUUGCAAGAGUGGAAAAACUGACAUAUAUAUCUACUGAGCUGCAGCGCGAUACUGUUCCUUCACCAAAAUAUGGUGCUAAAAGUCAGUUAGGGAAUUGGAUGGCACCAGAAGACAUGGACAAUGAACUUAAUAUGCGUUUUCCUGACUGCAUGAAAGGUCGAACAAUGUUUGUGAUCCCAUUCAGCAUGGGUCCUGUUGGGUCUCCAUUGUCCAAAAUUGGUAUUCAGCUGACAGAUUCUGCAUAUGUAGUAGCCAGCAUGCGAAUCAUGACUCGAAUGGGUAGCAAUGUGCUGGAUGUUCUGAAGGAUGGAGAAUUCGUCAAGUGCCUUCACUCUGUUGGACGACCUUUGCCCCUUACAUCUCCAUUGCACAACAACUGGCCUUGCUACCCAAAAAUGACUCUGAUUGCUCACCUUCCAGAGAAGAAUGAAAUUUGUUCAUAUGGUAGUGGGUAUGGUGGAAACUCUCUUUUGGGGAAGAAAUGUUUUGCUUUGCGUAUUGGCUCCAUUCUUGCAAAACGUGAAGGCUGGUUUGCAGAACAUAUGCUCAUACUGGGAAUCGAAAACACACAAACUGGAGAGAAACGCUACAUUGCAGCAGCAUUUCCAAGUGCUUGUGGCAAAACUAAUCUUGCCAUGAUGAAGCCAUCUCUUCCCCACUUUAAGGUCACCUGUGUGGGAGAUGACAUUGCAUGGAUGAGAUUUGAUUCUGAGGGACGUUUAAGGGCCAUUAAUCCAGAGGCUGGUUUUUUUGGUGUUGCACCAGGUACAUCAUCAAAGACAAAUUACAAUGCCAUGCAGACUAUUCAGAAAAACACUAUUUUCACCAAUGUGGCGGAGACAAGUGAUGGGGGUUUUUUCUGGGAAGGGCUAGAGCAAGAAAUCCCUGAGGGGGUGAAAAUUCGUUCCUGGUUGGGUGACGAAGAUUGGAGGAAGGACUCCAGUGACCGACCUGCUGCCCACCCCAACUCCAGAUUCUGCACACCUGCGGCACAGUGUCCCAUCUUGGACCCUGCCUGGGAGGAUCCUGAGGGUGUUCCUAUUGAUGCCAUUAUCUUUGGAGGUCGCAGGCCUGAUGGUGUUCCACUUGUGUAUGAGGCAUUCAACUGGCAGCAUGGUGUCUUUAUGGGAGCCUCCAUGAGAUCAGAGUCCACAGCAGCUGCUGAACACAAAGCCAAGCAAAUCAUGCAUGAUCCCUUUGCCAUGCGGCCAUUCUUUGGUUACAAUUUUGGCGACUACCUUCAGCACUGGUUGUCCUUUGGCAGCCGUGCUAACGAGCUUCAUCUGCCCAAAAUCUUUCAUGUCAACUGGUUCCGCAAAGAUGCAAAUGGCAAGUUCUUGUGGCCAGGCUUUGGGGAGAACUGCCGUGUGCUGGACUGGGUCCUGCAGAGGAUCAAUGACAAAGAUGUCUCGGUGCCAACACCCAUCGGCUUGGUGCCAAAACGAGAGUCCCUCAAUCUAGAUGGACUUGAAGACCCUGUUGACUAUGAUGCACUGUUUAAAAUUAGCCAAAAUUUCUGGGAGAAUGAGGUGAAUGCUGUGUACAAAUACUUUGAUGAGCAGGUCAACACUGAUUUGCCUACUCAGAUCAUGAAAGAGCUAAAAGACCUGGAGUCCAGGGUACAGGCCAUGUAAAACAUGCUUAUGAGAGAGCAGAAGAGACAUUAUUUUACCCACUCAGUGUCUGGCAUGCCCCUUAUAUGGCACUUCAAAUGGUGUGAUUUUGGGAUGUAACUUAAGACUUAACAGACUAUUGUAUAUUGCUUUGGUGUGAAGUGGAUCAUUGGGACAGAUAGCUUGCAGUAUGUAUGGGGGAAAAUGGUGUCAAAAUGUGACAUCAAAAUGGUGUUGUCUUAUAUAUAUGUGUGCUCUGAAAUGAGUAUGUCUUGUCAUAUUAUACCCAAAAAAGACAGAAAUUGAGGGUGACUUUUACAAUUUGUUCUGAUGUAUUCAUAUUUUAUCCAGUGGGUUUUCUUUUCUCUUUUUUUUUUUUGCUCUGCACUUCAUGUCUAGUACAGAAAAAGUCAUGUGAGCAUGCAUAUGUGGAGGCAUAAGGGAUGGAAAGAGAGAUGACCAAAAAUCCAGCAUCCAUACUUUGUCUUUUCUUUUUCUGUGGUUUGACAUCAGCUUCAGUUGGAAUUGCAUAUCGGUGAGAUGAUUCACAUUUUCACAUCAUUAAAUAUAUAUGCCUAAAGUACUUAUAUUUCUAAUGAAUGCACUAUGGGGCCUUAUACAAUGCAUUUGCUUCAGCUAAUAUCAAAGUUAAUCGUAAUUAUCAAGCUGCUAAAAAAUGUGCAUUUGAAAAACAGUCAAAAGGAAUUCCAUUUUAUUGUUAUUCCAUUUUUUUUGUGCUACUGCCAAAGAAAUGACAAAGGCUUAUAUGAAGAGCAAAUAAGUGUGUGUCAGACCUUAUUUUUCCUUGCUUAAUCAUGAGCAGUAUGUUGCUUCAAAGUUUUCAUAAUUUUAGUGAUAUAUAAAGGACACUAUUUUUGUUUUACAACGGAUGCUAAUUGUAUAAAUGAAGUUUAUGGAGAGUGAAGCAAACCCUUUUGGGUUCAGUAGUCUUUUUCUGUUUAUUUUCCUAGCAUCAAUGCUUGCUUAUUGCGGACCAUACAGAAUUGUUAUUUUUAUUGUUCAUGAUGUUAAUAUAUACAUUGCGAUUAAAUUUUUGCACCCUUAUUCACACUGAUCAUUUUAUACACAAUUUAUAAUUGAAAUGAUAUCACAUUCCUAAACAUAUCCCAUGUACAUGUUUGAGGUAGUGGUAGUUUACAGAUAUUUUUAUCCUUUCUGUGAUACAAGUAUGAUGUAAUUUUAGAUGUGCACAGUCUUACUGUGUAACUGAUACAUGACACUAGUGCCGUAGUUAGUGUGAGUGGUUAUGACAGUGCAGGUCUAUUUUAUAAAUAAAUAUUUAUGUUCUGCUAUCCCAUAGCAGAAUUUUUUUUUCAUGUUCUUGAUAGUAGUUGUGUAAAUUAGACCUUUCUAUGUUAUUUUCGGAAAUCUUAGCACAUUUAAGUCAAGUUUUAUAUUUUCAAUUUUUUCUCUUUCACAGCUGCUUUAAUUUACUUUUUUCAUUUUGCAUGUCAAUUUUAUACAAGGUUGUAAGAUUUUCAGACUUUGCACAUCAUUUUAGUUUUAUUUUUAUUGUAUCUCAAAAACAUAUAAACUAUGAUCUGAUCCUCCAUGACAGGAAAUGUUUUGUAUUUUAAUUGUUUUCAGUUUUAAUAGAUUACUGGCUAUGUAAACUAAUAAAUACUAAAGCUAUACUACGCAUUUACGGACACAGUGAAUGCCUCAAUCCUGCCAAACCAAACAUCCACUGGUUCCUUUUGUUUUAAAUACCGAUUGACCAAAUGUGUGAUCUCUGAACAAACAACUGAAAGGUUAAUAAAGAAUGAUUUGCUGAAGCAAU
This is a messenger RNA of Pomacea canaliculata, 4666 nucleotides long. Its product is annotated as phosphoenolpyruvate carboxykinase, cytosolic [GTP]-like. NCBI's taxonomy places the organism in Eukaryota, Metazoa, Mollusca, Gastropoda, Architaenioglossa, Ampullariidae. Gene Ontology annotation, molecular function: manganese ion binding; phosphoenolpyruvate carboxykinase (GTP) activity; GTP binding. The record is from RefSeq and is a predicted model, not a curated record. Gene Ontology annotation, cellular component: mitochondrion; cytosol. Gene Ontology annotation, biological process: cellular response to insulin stimulus; cellular response to glucose stimulus; gluconeogenesis.